UAUUGCCUUAAUAACUGAUUUCCCAUAGCCUACCCUACUCGAAGCAAGAUAAUAUAGUAACAUGUGAAUAAAAACAUUUGGCAAGAUUUCACAUUUCUGUAAAAUAAAAGAAAAAAAAGGCUUUUCAUGUAUUUAUUCAAAAGUUUUUCCAGUGAUCACCUGUAGUCUUGAAAACAAUAUUUUGCAUGCAGAUGAAGUCUGGUAUCUGGACUGAAUUAUUUUCCACGUCACUCACUGCUCUCUUGCGACACCUGCCUCGUUGCUUUUAGGUGAAAUAAACAAACUAAAAACGUCAAAGAUGUUAGUCAUGAAAAGAAAUGCUUUUUCAUCUUAAAGAGUUAUACUUACACUCUGCUUGUGUUCUUCAUCUGUCCAGCAGAUUGCGCUGUUUUCUUAUGUUGGGAAUCUCAUAAUUUAUGACCUCCAUAAAGAGGUAAUUGUGUCUACCUGGGACAACUGAUUGUUCAAGACAAUUAUUAACUUUGUUCAACACUCCUUCCCACAGAUUCUGAGUACAUGCACAAAACCAGUAUCAUUUGCCUCUUACAGAGAGUUCAAGUGAUCAGCUCGGUUCUGUCAUAGUCUUUUUCGUCAAAAUGACUGAGGCCAUGGACUCAAUCAGUUGUCCCAUUUGUAUAGAUCCACUGAAGAAUCCAGUGACUAUUCCCUGUGGUCACAGCUACUGUAUGGAAUGUAUUGUGUACUACUGGGAUCAGGAUGAUCAGAAGGGAGUCUGCAGCUGCCCCAUCUGCCAAGAAAGCUUUAUCCCAAGGCCUGUGCUAAAGAAAAACACUGUGCUUGUGGAUCUGGUGGAUAAAAUUGAAAAGAUGGGAUUUGAGUCUGCUUCUACGUCUAACUGUUAUGCUGGAUCUGAAGAUAUAGAUUGUGACGUCUGCACUGAGAGAAAGCAGAAAGCCCUCAAGUCCUGUCUGGUGUGUCUGGCCUCUUACUGUGAGGCUCACCUCCAGCCUCACCAUGAGUCGCCUGCCUUUAAGAAUCACAAGCUGGUCAAAGCCUCCUCAAACUUGCAGGAGAAGAUCUGCUCUAGUCACAAUAAACUGUUGGAGGUUUUCUGCCGUACUGACCAGAAGUGUAUUUGUUAUCUAUGCUUCGUGGGUCAACAUAAAGACCAUGAGACAGUUUCAGCUGUAAGAGAAAUCAAAGAGAAACGGAUGGAGCUGGGUUUGAGUCAGCAAAAACUGCAGCAGACAAUCCAGGAAAGAAAUAAGGAGCAGAAGGAGCUUCAACAGGCUGUGAUGUCUUUCAAUCACUCAGCACAAGAAGCAGAAAAGAACAGUGAGAGGAUCUUUAAUGAGCUGAUCCGCUCCAUUGAGAGAAGACGCUCUGAGAUUAAGAAGCUGAUCAGAGCCCAGCAGAGGGCAGCAGUGAGUCAGGCUGAAGGACUCCUGGAACGCCUGGAGCGCGAGAUAACUGAGCUGAAGACAAGAGAUGCUGAAUUAGAGAAGCUUUCCCUCACAGAAGAUCACAUACUCUUUCUCCUGAGAUAUCCAUCUCUUUCCAGUCUAUCUUCAGACUUACCCAUCAUCCUAGUCCCUCCUCCACUGUACUUUGGAGAUGUGACUGAGGCUCUGUCUGAGCUGAAAGAGAAAUUAGAGAACCUCCUUAAAGGGGAGUGGCUUAACAUCCCAACCAAACUGAGUUUGGUUGAUGUUGUACUGCCACUCGAACCUAAACGAGAUGAUUUCUUAAAAUAUUCCUGUUCCCUCACACUGGACCCAAACACAGCACAGAAACACAUUCGUCUGUCUAAUGGGAACAGAAAGGCAGAAUGUGUGUGGCCACAGCCUUAUCCCAACCAUUCUGAAAGGUUCUAUAAAUGUCUGCAGGUGCUGUGUAAAGAGGACGUAUCUGCACGCUGUUACUGGGAAGUAGAGUGGAGUGUUUUAGGGGUUUAUAUAGCACUCUCCUACAAAGAUGUAGGGUGCAAUGCUGACUGUGGAUUUGGAUGCAAUGACAAGUCCUGGAGCUUGCAAUGUUAUAAUGGUGGUUAUAGUUUCAAAUACAAUAAUGUUGCUACUGCCUUGUCAGGCCCCAUGUCCUCCAGGGUAGGAGUGUACCUGGAUCACAAGGCAGGUACUCUGUCCUUUUACAGCAUCUCUGACACAAUGACCCUCCUGCACCAAGUCCAGACCACAUUCACUCAGCCACUCUAUCCUGGGUUUGGGUUUGGGUUUGUUUCUUUGGUACGUGGGUCCAGUUUUGAACUGUGCUAGAUGGAUUCUAAUUUUGUAAUUCAGAAGAUGAUUUACAAUACAAUAUUUUCUCUAUUGUCAAUGUUGUGUAGAAAUAGAAACUAGAUUAUCUAUUUUAGGAGCAAAAUUCAUUCAGGCCAUUGAUUUAGAUUUUACUCAAAUGCAAUCAGAGCAAUGAAGUGGCGGUAAGGAUAUUAUUUUUGAAAAAUUAGAUUAAAUUCAUGAGGGAAAGUGUUGAUUGGGCUAUUGUUUUGGAUUUUGUGUACCUGCACC
Hypomesus transpacificus is the source of this 2486-nucleotide messenger RNA. Its product is annotated as tripartite motif-containing protein 16-like. Gene Ontology annotation, molecular function: zinc ion binding; protein binding. The record is from RefSeq and is a predicted model, not a curated record. Lineage: Eukaryota; Metazoa; Chordata; Actinopteri; Osmeriformes; Osmeridae.